AAGCAAGAAAAUUAAAAUUAAAGGGUGGGUGAAGAAUGCAUAGAGAAAGCAAGAAAAGAAAGUGUGCUAGUGUGCUAGGGUGCUUAAGGGUGCUUAAGAAUGCGUGUAAGGGUGCUAGUGUGCUAGUGUGCUUAUUAAAGCAUUUUCCCCAUUUUUCUCUAAGGUGAUUUGCUAGUCUCCGGCGCUCUUCUCCAGUGUAAAAGGAAAGAAAAUGUCUGAACCAUCGGAGAACUUCCGGCCGGCUCCAAUGAAAUUAGAGUCAUUCGUCGGCACCGAUACCUCCUCCUCCAUCUCCUCUUGGUCACAAUCGCUGCAAACUCAGCCGUCCAAAGUCGCCAUUUUGGCUGACCUUAAUAUUGAACCACCUGAGGCCGACGGCAUUGAUUGUCUCCCCACCGCCGUCUCCACUCUAUCUUCCGACACAACUCCAAGGAUAGCCACUGAUGAUAGUAGCCAACAUAAGACGAGCAAAUAUGUGGAAGGGAUGGAUGUAGAAGGUAAACAAAAGAAGUUAGGGAAAUGUCGGUCAAGAAUUAGUAAGGUAGACAACAGUCUUGAUUGCAAUGGAGCUGAUGCUGAAGUUGAACAGAACGGUCUCGGAACUUCAUCACGCGACGAAAAAGUUAGCAGCCUUAAAAAUGGAUUGAUACAUGUUGUGCGCAAAAUGCCUAAGAAUGCUCAUGCCCAUUUUAUACUUGGUUUAAUGUAUCAAAGGAUGGGUCAGCCUCAAAAGGCAACUUUAGAAUAUGAGAAAGCAGCAGAUAUCUUAGUUCGGCCUGAAGAAGUAGUAGACAGGCCAGAGUUACUAUAUCUGAUCCAUAUACAUCACGCAGAGUGUAUCUUGUUGGGAACCUUAGAUGACUGUGGUUCUGGAAAGGAAUUGGAAACUAAGGAACUGGAGGAGAUUCUUGGUAGGCUGAAGGACUCCAUGAAAUCUGAUGUUAGACAGGCACCUAUUUGGAACAUACUAGGCUUAAAACUUCUAAGAACUGGUCGUUUGCAGAGUGCUAUAUCAGUUCUGUCCGCUUUAUUAGCAAUUGCCCCUCACAACUUGGAUUGCCUUGGAAAUCUUGGACUCACCUACCUUCAAAGUGGGGAUUUAGAGCUUUCAGAAAAGUGCUUCCAAGAUUUAAUUAUGAAAGAUCCAAACCAUCCUGGUGCUUUGGUCAACUUUGCUGCUCUUAUGCUGUGUAAAUGUGGCUCAGUUGUUGCAGGUGCUGGAGCAAACGGAAAUUGUGUGGCGGUCUCUGACCAGAUUGCCGCAGCCACUGUUGCCAAGGAGUGUUUGCUAGCAGCUACCAAUGCUGAUCCCAAAGCGGCUCAUCUAUGGACAAAUCUUGCUAAUGCAUAUUAUUUGGCUGGUGAUCACCGAAGUUCAGACAGAUGUUUUGAAAAGGCAGGGAAACUGGAACCAAAUUGUUUAGCUACAAGAUUUGUCAUUGGAGUUCAUCGAAUCAGGGAUGCUGAGAGGUCUCAAAAUCCCAGUGAACAAUUAUCUUGGGCCGGAAAUGAAAUGGCUUCAAUACUUAGAGAAAGUGAUUCAAGCCUGAUAGAGUCUCCAGUUGCAUGGGCUGGUCUUGCAAUGGCUCACAAAGCCCAGCAUGAAAUUGCAGCUGGAUUUGACAUUGAUCAUAAUGAAUUGUCAGAAGUAAAAGAACGUGCUAUUUUUAGUUUAAAACAGGCAGCUGCAGAAGAUCCUGAAGAUGCCAUUCAUUGGCACCAACUUGGCCUUCAUUUUCUCUGCACCCAACAGUUUAAAAUGUCACAGAAGUACCUCAAGUCUGCAGUUGCAUCUCUCAAGAGCUCCUACGCCUGGUCAAACCUCGGUAUAUCCCUGCAUCUGUCAGCUGAGCCUUCAUGGGCAGAAGAGGCAUAUAAACAGGCUUUGGCAUUGGCGACUCCUCAACAAGCGCACGCGAUAUUUUCCAACCUCGGCAUCCUCUAUCGCCAACUCAGGGAUUUUGAAUCUGCCAAGGCAAUGAUCACAAAGUCUCUUGAACUGCGACCUGGUUACGCACCCGCAUACAACAACUUAGGUCUCAUCUUUGUGGGCGAGGGCAAGUGGGAGGACGCGAAGUUCUGCUUUGAACGGGCAAUCCGGAGCGACCCGCUGCUCGAUUCGGCUAAGUCCAACAUGAUCAAAGCCAUGAACAUGCAUAGGAUGUACACCAGCAUGUCCUCGUAUCUGUGAUUAUAUUAGUACAUACAUGAGUUGCACAUUGUGCCUUAUUUACAAUAGGACUGUUUGGUAUUGCAAUCGCAUUUUAAUAAAUAUUUUCCAUUUUU
This is a messenger RNA of Cuscuta campestris, 2286 nucleotides long. The record is from the annotation of a GenBank genome assembly. NCBI's taxonomy places the organism in Eukaryota, Viridiplantae, Streptophyta, Magnoliopsida, Solanales, Convolvulaceae.